AAUGACAAUCUCGACUUUCUACGACUUUCAAAUGACAUAUUCUAUAAAAUAGAUUUGUUUGGCCAGAAUUCACUGUUUUGCAAAAAUGUGUUUGCUGUUUAAAUAGUUCAAUAGCUAUUGAAGAACUGCGCAUAUAAAUAAAAAACGAUGAGAACCCGCAGCAAUUCAGGUGUCCGUUUGGAUUACUAUCAAAGACUUGUGCACAAGUUAAUUUUAGAUCAUCAGCAGCCAGUAACAGGAUUAUUUCCUGCAAGUCCUCACAAUGAUCAUGCGUGGAUUAGGGACAACCUUUAUUGUAUAUUAGCGGUUUGGGGGUUAUCGAUGGCCUUCAAGAAAAUUGCCGAUCAAGAUGAAGAUCGUGCAAAAACAUAUGAAUUGGAACAAAGUUGUGUAAAACUAAUGAGAGGUCUGCUGAUGGCAAUGAUGCAACAAAAAGAUAAAGUUGAAAAAUUUAAAAGUACUCAACAUCCAAUGGAUUCACUGCAUGCCAAGUAUUCAUCAAUAACUGGCCGUAUAGUGGUCAAAGACAAUGAGUGGGGACACUUGCAAAUUGAUGCAAUUUCAUUAUACCUUCUCAUUCUGGCUCAGAUGACUGCAUCUGGGUUACAGAUUGUUUUCUCUCUUGAUGAAGUUGCCUUUAUUCAAAAUUUAGUUUUUUACAUUGAGUCAGCAUACUGUACACCAGAUUAUGGUAUUUGGGAGCGAGGUGAUAAAACUAAUCAUGGCUUACCUGAAUUGAAUGCCAGUUCUAUUGGUAUGGCAAAAGCAGCUCUCGAAGCUAUGAAUGAACUUGAUCUGUUUGGUGCCCGGGGUGGUCCCUCAAGUGUUAUACAUGUUCUGGCUGAUGAAGCACAGAAAUGUCAAGCUGUAUUACAAUCUAUGCUGCCGAGAGAGUCAAAUAGUAAAGAAUUAGAUUCAGGGCUUCUGUCCAUUAUAAGCUAUCCAGCAUUUGCAGUAGAUGAUCCCCAACUAAUAGCUAAAACAAGAGAUACUAUUGUAACAAAACUCCAAGGGAAAUAUGGAUGUAAAAGAUUUUUAAGAGAUGGUCACAAAACACCAAGAGAAGAUCCAAAUAGGCUUUACUAUGAGCCAUGGGAGUUAAGAAUGUUUGAGAACAUAGAAUGCGAAUGGCCGCUAUUCUUUUGUUACCUUAUACUUGAUUACUGUUUUCAAGGAGAUAAAAAUAAUGUUGUAGAAUAUAUGCAAAAGUUGGAAAAGAUAAUGAUAAGGAAAGACGAUGGAAUGAAACUUGUUCCGGAACUUUAUUCUGUGCCCGUAGACAAGGCAGAUGCUGAGCAGUGUGAUCCUGGAAGUCAGGAAAGAAUACCUCUUGGUAGAUGUCCAUUUAUAUGGGCACAGUCACUGUAUAUUCUCGGAAAAUUAUUGCAAGAGGGUUUUCUAGCUGUUGGUGAACUGGAUCCAUUGAACAGAAGAUUAUGUUCAGAAAAGAAGCCAGAUGUGGUUGUUCAAAUUGUUAUUUUAGCAGAAGACAAUGAGAUUAGAGACAAAUUGUUAGAAUAUGACUUACAUGUUCAGACUAUAAAUGAAGUGGCACCAAUUGAAGUUCAACCCGCUAGAGUUUUGAGUCACCUGUACACAUACUUGGGGCGUAACAAAAAGUUGGGCUUGUCGGGACGAAAGUCACGUGAUGUUGGCAUACUCAGUACUAGCAAGUUGUACUCUUUGAAUGAUCGUAUCUUUGCAUUUACUCCUCAGUAUUCUGAUAUGAAGCGUUUCUACAUUGCUUCUGACUAUGAGCUGAUGGUCGAUACUCUCAAAGCGGAAAUUAAUUUCUUGAAGUCUUCUUGGCAAAACCUUCUCGGGCGACCGCUUGUUGUCUUGACUUUGAAUCAAAUGCACUUAGAUCAAGGCAAAAUACCGAUGGCAAUGAUCACAACUAUGAAAAAAUUGAAAUCAGGCUACAUUAAUGGCACUAGAGUAACAUUGGGUAAUCUUGGUGAAUUCUUGAGCACAUCGGCUAUAACUAAUCUGAGCUUCUUGGGCAGUCAAGAGGAUGGAUAUCCUGAUAAACUAAAUCCUCAAGUGCAAAGUUACCUAGAGGAACACUUGCUGAAGUCGUUCAGUAACAAGAUCAGCUUCCUGUCGCGUCCUGUCGGCGCGCGCAACACGAAGGCCCUGCGCCGGCGCAUGUCCGUCAGGGGCGCGAUCAAGAAGACACGCUCUAUUAAUGUCGACUCGGAAACCUUAGGCAUGGAAGGGGAAUAUGUGGGCCCUCACCUGGAAAGGAAACCGUCUUGGCUGGAAGUCGACCCGAUAUUGGGCCGCAGUCCUUCGCCCGAGGACGCUAAAAGGCGAGCUAUUACUAAAGGAACAUCGACUACUAGUUUGGGUGUAGUGCCUCCAACUAUCGAAGUGACCAAAGAACAAACUCCUUCGCCACCCAAGGAUGAAGGUGCAUUAAAUAAAAAUAUAUGUUCAGUAGUUCGUAACAGAACAAUAUCUGAGUCUCAAAACGUUGUGUACGCGGAGCAGGAGACUGACGAGUUGAUCGCCAUGCUGAGGGAGACUGAGAGCUUGGAUGAACAAGGAGAUAUCCUGCAGUAUCUCGUUGAUUCACAGGGCCUCGACUUUAACACAGGUAUGCUAGAAAACGGUAAGCCUGUAACAGUGAAGGAACUUCUGAAGGCUCUGUACGAGAAGGCGUGCACGCAGAAGCUGUGGGGGCUGGUGCGGCACACCGCGGGAAUGCUCGGCAAGCGCGUCGAGGACCUCGCCAAGGCCGUCACAGACCUGCUGGUGCGACAGAAGCAGAUCACUGUCGGCAUGCCGCCCAACAACGAGCAUACCAUCACCGCGCCCUUGCCGGAGAAUGAAUUACGUCAGCUUAUACAUUUGUCAUUUCGAAGAGAAAAACAUGACAGUGAAAAUAAAAAGGCGUACGGAGACGACGAGAGCACGGCCAUGUUGACUCAGGAGUUGUUGGUGUACCUCGCGAUGUUCAUACGUACAGAACCACAACUCUUCCUCGAGAUGCUGCGACUGCGUGUCGGACUUAUCAUACAGGUAAUGGCGACGGAGUUGUCGCGAACGUUGUCGUGUGACGGCGAGGAAGCUUCCGAGCAUUUGCUCAACUUAUCUCCUUUCGAAAUGAAGAAUCUAUUGUACCACAUCCUCAGUGGAAAGGAGUUUGCUAUUAACAGUGCAAACUCCCUCUUUGUUAUAAAAGAGAAAAUCAAUAAGGAUAAAGGACGCGGAAACUUCUCUAUUGUAAGUAACAAAUCGAAUCGAUACGGAAAGAAGUCACAAAUAGUAUUGGAAGGACAGUCCUUACAAGGCGGAAUUGAUGACGCGCCCAUGGUGGAGCAGGAUCGUCAAGGUCAGUGGUUGCGUCGACGACGUCUCGACGGUGCACUGAACCGCGUGCCUAGGAACUUCUACCCCCGCGUUUGGGGGGUUUUAGAAAGGUGCCAAGGGCUGGUCAUCCAGGGUAGAGUGCUGCAACCCAAUUUGACACAAGAGAUGACGUCAGGAGAGUUGAAAUUCGCUCUCGCUGUGGAAACCGUCCUGAACUCUAUCCCACAGCCGGAGUAUCGGCAGCUGGUGGUGGAGGCUCUGAUGGUGUUGACAUUGGUGGUCGAGUACAAAGCAGUCAGCCACUUGGGUGGGAUGAUCACUGUCGAACAUUUGGUGCACAAGGCCAAUCAGAUAUUCUUGGAGGAUCAGAUGCGAUGCAACGGAGACGCGACUCUGUGUUGCGCGAAGGCGGGAGGUGUGGGAGGUGCGGGGGGUGCGGUGGUGUGCGGCGGCGCGGCGGGUGUCUGCCAGCACCUGUACGACAGCGCGCCCAGCGGCAGCUACGGCACCAUGACCUACCUCGCGCGCGCAGUCGCCGCCCUGCUCGCAGACACCAUGCCGCACGACUCACCCAUAGAGUGCACCAUCACAUGAACACUGACAAUUACACCGAUUCAAUACCAAAAAAAACAUGACUUAAAAAAAUUAAAAAAAAUUGUUCACGGUGGCUGAACAGGUAAAGUACCUUUGCCUUAUUCUUAAAACAAGAUGGCGGCCGACAAUCCUGUAGUUUGGUUGGUUUCUGACAAAAGAUAAAGAUCGAUAGCUAUCUCGGAUGCAUCACCUCAUGUGGAGCUCAUAUAUCUCACUCUCAUGCAGAAUAUUUUAUUAACAAUUUAGGGUUUUUAAUAAGUAGAAAAUGACAUUUGAACUAACAUGAUAUGUUUAUUAUUAUACUAAUGUUGAACUUAAUUAAGUAAUAUAGUAAAAACAGUUAUUUUCUAUAAUAAUAAAGAAAAUUAUUAAACACUUGAGCUAUAUAUAUUUUUUUUUUGAUAAAUACGAAAAAGGUGGGAAGCCAACAAAAGUAUUAAACGCUUGAGUAUUAUUUCUAAAAUUGUCAUAUUACUUGUAUGAGCUAGGUCAUGUUAACCUUUUUCUUCGGAAAGAUAAGACCAGUUUUAUGCCAAAAUAUCAAGUAUUAUGAUUAUGCAUAUUUAUUUAACACCUUUGGUUGUUUUUUCUGAAAAAAAAAUGUAACUG
Molecule: messenger RNA, 4518 nt
Organism: Papilio xuthus (Asian swallowtail)
Lineage: Eukaryota; Metazoa; Arthropoda; Insecta; Lepidoptera; Papilionidae
Product: probable phosphorylase b kinase regulatory subunit alpha
Exons: 19
Coding region: 148-3909 (1253 amino acids)
Biological process (GO): glycogen metabolic process
Cellular component (GO): phosphorylase kinase complex
Molecular function (GO): calmodulin binding
Source: RefSeq, a predicted model, not a curated record